Messenger RNA from Coregonus clupeaformis (lake whitefish), 2168 nucleotides. Its product is annotated as carbonic anhydrase 4-like. The transcript has 6 exons. The record is from RefSeq and is a predicted model, not a curated record. Lineage: Eukaryota; Metazoa; Chordata; Actinopteri; Salmoniformes; Salmonidae. Gene Ontology annotation, molecular function: zinc ion binding; carbonate dehydratase activity. Gene Ontology annotation, cellular component: plasma membrane. Bases 76 to 861 code for a protein of 261 amino acids.
GCAUGGGGAGACACGUUCCCAUCCUGCCACCCAAUACUUGAAGAGCAUCACUCUCCAAUCAACCUGGAUCAUCAUAUGACCAGAAAUGAGUCAUUGGAGGCUUUACAUCUGGAUGGUUUUCAUACUGUUCAUACAGGACACUGGAAACUGAAAAACAAUGGGCACUCUGUUGUGUUGGAGGUUGGGAAUGGGAUGUCUGUGAGUGGUGGAGGUCUUCCAGGGACGUACCACACAAUCCAGCUCCACUUUCACUGGGGAAGCCUCAACACUAACGGCUCAGAGCACACUGUGGACAGGCACAGGUAUCCUAUGGAGAUGCACAUAGUCAACAUGAAGUCGAGUCACCCCAAUUUGACAUCUGCCUUGGAUGACCCAACUGGCCUUGCAGUUCUUGGAUUCUUUAUUGAUCUUAAUUACAUUGAAAAUGUACACUUUGGACGCAUAUCACGACUACUUCCCGCCGUUGCCUACAAAGGUCAAACGGCGACAGUCAAGCCAUUCCCAUUGAUCGGCCUUCUGCCUGAGAGCCAUUUGUCCCAGUACUACCGCUACCAUGGGAGCCUCACCACUCCACCUUGUUCUCAAGCCGUUCUAUGGACCCUGUAUGAAGUCCCCAUCUAUAUCUCAUGGUCACAGUUUGAACAGUUUGCCACUGGGAUUUUCGGCACAGAGGAGGAUGAAAAACUUGUCGCACAUCUCCAUGACAACUUCCGACACAUCCAUCCCACCUUCAGUCGCAGCAUCUACGCCUCCAAAAAUGCCAAGCUGAUUACAGCGACGGCCAGUUACCUCUAUAGCCCAGCACUCUCAAUACUUCUCCUUCAACUGACUUCAACUGUUGGGCUCAUCUACGGGCUCUAGCUCUUUGCGCAGGGCUGUUUUGUUGAUGCUAGCUUCACACUCUCUACUUGAGACAGCAUCAAGGCCAAGAAACCAAUGCCGUAGAAUAUAUAUAUAUUUUUUACAGAGGAUACAUAAAAUACUGUGAAAAAUAAGUGUACUGUUUACGGUGAUUGACCACUGUAUGUUUUCAUCACAUUACUGUCAUUGCAUUCAAUUAGAAAUGGUUUAAUGUUUCAUUACAUGUUUAACAGUUCAAUUCAUAACAUUGUGUAGACUAGAUCUAGUACUGGUAACAGUACUAAAAUGUAGUUCAUCAAUGCUACUGUGUAUGCAUCUCUGAUUGUACUACAUUCAAUCACUACCUGACCUACUGUAUUAAUUAAACAAAUAAUUGAAUUUGAACUCUGUGUUUACAUUCCCCCUGGUGGCCAUAUGACAUUGCUGUAUAUUCCCUCAGCAACUGCUGUGGGCAAGUAGCAGAGAUAUUAUUUCCCUGCCUGCCUUCCCUUUAUUUUGCAUGAAUUUGAUCCACUUGAAACUGUCAUCAGAAGAACUUCCCCACGCCACACCACUGCUCUGCAACUACCAGGGGUGACUCACUCAGAGUGAUUGGUGUGACAUGCUUAUACUGUGGGGUUGUACGAGUGAGAUGAAGAUUGAUAAAGUAGUGGCAUUACAAAAUCGGACACUUUGUCCAGUUCUGGCGGUUGACCAAAUCCAAUAUGAUAAAGAGAAUAGUGAUCCCGGGUAGCCUGACAGCCUGACCUGUGUAUCCAUGCUGACUGUAUUGUCCCCAUACUGCUGGUCACACCAUCCACCUCCUGUCACUGACUUGGUGUGGCAGAGGGCAAACACACAGAGGCCACUCUGUGUCUGUCCGGAUGGUGGAGUGUGACUAUCAGGACUUGGCUGGGUGAGAAUGAGAUCACUGGCAUCAUGGGGGGCCUCAAUCAUAUGUAGUUUUAUUACAUUUCUUUACUGACCAUACCUGUUAAGUGGUUGAUGCUAUUGAUGUAAUACUGUUGGAGUCAUUAGGAUCCCUAGAAUUGACACUGCCUGACUGCUUGAAAUUGGGGAGAAAUCACAUGAUUUGGUCCUGAACCAAACUGUAGCCUACACACUGACACAGACAGUAGGGCAUUGUUUUAUCCAAGGACAGCUGCUCUCCAUUUCUGAAUGUUGGUUUAUUCAUGUUGCUUAUCAUGGGUGAAGGUAUGCAGGCAUUCUCCAUUGAGGUUUCAAACUUGAAAUGUUAUUUAUUCAAUUAUGUCAGUUGAUACUAAUGGUUUACUGUACAGUCGUGGUCAAAAGUUUUGAGAAUAACA